Messenger RNA from Aspergillus homomorphus CBS 101889, 1095 nucleotides. Its product is annotated as phytanoyl-CoA dioxygenase family protein. The coding region runs from base 68 to 994 and encodes 308 amino acids. The transcript has a single exon. The record is from RefSeq and is a predicted model, not a curated record. NCBI's taxonomy places the organism in Eukaryota, Fungi, Ascomycota, Eurotiomycetes, Eurotiales, Aspergillaceae.
CCUCACAACCACCCACAAAACCUCCCUCUCUCUCCCAAACCCCAACACCGCACAAUAAAACCAGGAGAUGACCACCCAACCCGAAGGCCUAACGCCAUCCCAACUCGCCUUCUUCCACGAGAACGGCUACCUCGUCCUCCCCAACCACCUCACUUCCGACGAAGUGCAGCGCUGCCUGCAAGAAACGCAGCACCUCCUCGACACCUUCCCGCUCGACACGCACCCACUCACGCAAUUCACCACCGGCGACGAUGCCUCCACGCAAGGCAGAGAGCACGUCGGCGACGACUACUUCCUCAACUCUGGCGACAAAAUCCGGUACUUCUUCGAGCCCGACGCCUUCGACGCGAAUGGCGCCCUCGUCAAGCCCAAAGCCCAGGCCGUCAACAAGAUCGGCCACUCGCUGCACAGCCUCUCGCCGCCGUUCCGCGACGUGAGCCUGAACGCCCGCAACGCCGCCAUCGCGCGCUCCCUCGGCUUUCGCGACCCCCGCGUCUUGCAGAGUAUGGUCAUCUGCAAGCAGCCCAGUAUCGGCGGCGCGGUGCCCAGUCAUCAGGACUCCGAGUUCUUGUAUACCGAUCCGCCGUCGGCGGUUGGAUGGUGGUUUGCGUUGCAGGACGCUGGGGUUGGGAAUGGGACGUUGGGCAUGGUGAAGGGUUCGCAUACGCGGAAAGGGAUCGCCAGGAGGUUUGUGCGGAGGGCGGAUGGGAGGGGUACGGAGUUUGUGGAGAAUACCGGUGCUAAAGGGCCGGUUGGGUUUGUCGAGUCUUCCGACAAGGAGGGGGAAGGGGAGGUCGAGAUGUUGGAUAUUAAGGCUGGUUCGUUGGUGCUCAUUCAUGGUAAUGUUGUGCAUCAGUCGCAAAGGAAUACUAGCGACAGGAGUCGAUUUGCGUAUACGUUUCAUGUUAUUGAGGGCGCUGAUGGCUCGGAUUAUGAUCGCAGGAAUUGGUUGCAACCGCCGGAGAAUGGUGAGUUUACGAGGUUGUAUCAGUGAGCGGGGUGGUUUGAGGGAGUGUAUAUUAUGAGAUUAGUGUAGAAAAGAAUCCAGGUGGUUGAUUGAUAUCACCUGAUGUAUAAGCGAAGAUGCCAGAAGAG